Molecule: messenger RNA, 1680 nt
Organism: Periophthalmus magnuspinnatus
Lineage: Eukaryota; Metazoa; Chordata; Actinopteri; Gobiiformes; Gobiidae
Exons: 11
Coding region: 288-1139 (283 amino acids)
Source: RefSeq, a predicted model, not a curated record
UUCAUUCAAGAACUCAACCAACUUCAAGAUGGAUGGAUCUCUGAAUGAUUUCUGCUUUUUGCUCGCAUCGUCAUAACAGCAUUUUCACUUUAUAUUGCACUUCUGUAGUCGCUUUGUACGUUUAAACACUGUGUCACGGAGAAAGACUUUACUUUCACUUUCAUCGGGGACAGCCUUCUGUGUGUUCUUUUAGGCUAGCAAGUAGCAUUCAACUGUUUGUCCAUUAUUAGCAUUUAGUGAGUCAAUUCUCCACAUCAGAUCUACUGUAGUUUUGCAGCCUGAGGAGGAUGAAGUCGUGGUUCAUGCUCUCUCUGGCUUUAGCUGCUUUUGUUUUUACUUCGUUUCCUGCACGAGCCGAACAAUCAGUGAUUUACAAGAGUGUAGGAGCAGAUGUUGUCCUGACUCCUCCAAGUAAACAAAGUUCCAUCACCCACAUCCUAUGGAAGCGAAAUGGUCACUUAGCAGUGGAAUGGGAAAUAGAGAAUGUGUCCUAUGUCAAGGAGUUUGCAUUCUUUACAGACCACACUAUCCUGGACCAUUCAAAUGGAGAACUGACCCUCAAGAAUCUGACUAAAGAGUUCAGUGGAGUCUAUACUGUUGAGAUCAAUGGGGAGACCGGCACUGGAAACAUAAACCUGACCGUUCUCUCUCAGGUCCCAAAACCACAGAUUUCUGUGUCGUGUAACGCGGAGAAGACUCAAUGUACUUUGACAUGCAGUGGUGAUGUGACGGGUAUGGACCCCAAACCCACAUAUAAAUGGAAAUUCAACAACACAGAGAAAUCACAAUCAAAUGAACACUUUGAAAUAACACCGGAGACUUCAGCUCCAGAGUUCAUCUGUGAGCUGCACAACCGCGUCAGUUUUAUGAGCAGCGAUCCGAUUAGCAAUCCUUUCAUUUCAAUUCCAGAUGGUGUGAAGAUAAACACUGGGAUUGUAGUAUUUGUGUGCCUUUUGGCUUGUGUACUUGUGACUGUUGUGGUGCACAGAGUUAAAUCAGGGAUGUGGUUUUUUCAAAAAGAUUCGAUGCCAUGGCAACCCGACUUUUGGCAGAAGCCUGGAUGCCAAGCUGCCCCUGAACCUCGCCAUGCUAAUGGUGAUCAACCAGCAGAAAGGAAUGCCAUGUUGGAAAGCAGUUAAUGAAGAGCAUGUUACAACGACACUACAAGAAUCUAAUGAGUUGCUAAGUGAGAGUGCUCUGUUGUAAAACAAUGGAAAGAGGCUGGGCGAUAACGGAAGAGAGGUUUUCCUGUCACUGCCUUAAAGGUUAUUGGUAGUUUACGGAUGGGGUUUUAUAUUGACAUUCUUUUUAUGUUUUAUAAUUAUUUAAUUUAACCUCAUUAUUACAUCUUGUGUGACUUUACUCUUCACACAGUUUAGGUUUAACAUUGGACAAUUGCUGUUACUGUUUUGAAAAUGAUUUGGUUUAAAAUAUUGUCCAUAAUUUUAAUAGAUGGUGAGAUUUCCAUUGUUAUAGGAACAUGACAUAUUCAUAUUUUCAUGUUUUACUAAAGCUUUAUAAUGUUAAUAUUAACCAGUUGUUCACAGUAAAUGUACUACAGUUUCACUCCUAAUGUAAGCCACUAGAGGGCAGCACUGCUUUUUUCUACUGUAUCCCAAACGUUCAGGCAAAGGUAUGAGAAGAAUUUUUCAAACUGGUGAUGCAAUUAAAGAUAUUUCC